AUGGAGCUGGAGAAGCAGCUUCUGUGUCCUGUGUGUUUGGAGAUGUUCAGUAAACCUGUGGUGAUCCUGCCCUGUCAACACAACCUGUGCCGAAAAUGUGCAAGCGACGUUCUACAGUCUGGGGGCUCUUCUGGUCCUGGGGGCCGGUUCCGCUGUCCCUCCUGUCGCCAUGAGGUGGUGCUGAACCGACACGGAGUCUAUGGACUGCAGCGCAACCUGCUGGUGGAGAACAUAAUCGACAUCUGCACACAGCACAACAGAGCCACGACCCUCUCGGUGAACGCCGCCGUGAGUGCUAAGCCCCGCCCCCUGCGCCUCAUGUGUGACGAGCAUCCGGACGAGCCAAUCAACAUCUACUGCUGUGGCUGCGACACGCCCACCUGCUCCCUCUGCAAAGUGUUCGGGGUUCACCAGGACUGUGAUGUCGCACCUCUGAGACAAGUGUACGAGGAGAAGCAGGUGGAGGUGAGUGAGGGCAUCGCGGGCCUCGUCGCCGUUAACGACCAGGUCCAGGCUUUGAUCUCAGAGAUGGAGAAGGUCUGCAGGACUGUGGAGGAGCAGAGCCGGGUGUGUGUGGAUCUUGUGGGCCGCAGUCUGGACGGUCUCAUCCUGAUCCUGGAUCAGAAGAAGCAGCAGCUUCUGAGCACCAUCGCAGCAGAGGAGGAGCAGCGGCUGACACACGUGCGCGCUCUGACACACGCCCACACACAGAAGCUGCAGACAGGAGCCCAGCUGGUCCACCGUGCAGUGCUCACCAUGGACCACCAGGGGCACAUGGCCACAUUCAUACAGGUGAGGGGGGAGACCAGUUGA
Molecule: messenger RNA, 813 nt
Organism: Knipowitschia caucasica
Lineage: Eukaryota; Metazoa; Chordata; Actinopteri; Gobiiformes; Gobiidae
Source: the annotation of a GenBank genome assembly